GGAAGUAUAGGACAAAAUUAGAAAAGGCGCCCAAACCAGUACCCUAAACAAAUCAAACAUUCUGCCCUAUAAAAUCCCCCAAAUCAGAGCGUUUUCUACAUGCUCUCGUACCCUGAUGAUAUUCUUCGAUUUUCUCCUGACUAGUGACAUACUCUAUUUCAGUACAGAUCGAGUUACCUGCUUUUGGAAACUGUGAGUUGGGUCUUGAUGUAUCGUCUUCGGCCGAGAGAGAGAGAGGUUUUCUCUGGCUUUACAACAGCUGAGAUUCAGAGAAUGGAGAAAUUACUUUUAGAAUCAAGAGAACAAUCUCUUCUAGAUAAGGAAUUCUGUGAAAGGCUUGCAAGAAGUUUCAGCAACUCUAGUGGUCGAGCUGGGAAACCUGCUGUAAAGUGGACUGAGGUGCAAUGUUGGUUCCAUGAUAGGCAGCGAUCCCAUCCUUUGAAAGAUGCUUCUUCUCCUAAUCCUCCCAAGAAAUCAUCGCUUCCAGAAGCUAUCCCUUUGAAAGAGGCACAUGAAGGUCGCCAAGCUAUAGGUGAAGAGGUUCCAGAUCUAUCAGAAUUGGAAUUUGAGGCAAGAUCAUCUGAUGGGGCAUGGUAUGACGUGGAUACAUUUCUCACCCACAGAGAUCUAAGUUCAGGUGAAGCUGAAGUUCUUGUGAGAUUUGUGGGGUUUGAUGCCGAGGGGGAUGAGUGGGUAAAGGUGAAAACAGAUAUCCGAGAACGCUCUAUUCCCUUGGAGGAUUCAGAAUGCGGAAAGGUGAAAGUCGGAGAUCUGAUAGUCUGCUUUCAGGAGAUGGGAGAUGAGGCAAGAUACUAUGAUGCUCAUGUUAUUGAGAUUCAGAAGAGAAUGCAUGAUAUAAGGGGCUGCAGGUGUCUUUUCUCGAUUCAAUAUGACCACAAUAACACCAAGGCGAGUAUUUUUUGAUGCAUCUAAAAUUUUCCGUGUUCCAAAUCUGUUUGUUAAUAUAUUGUUCUAUUUUUCAGGAAAGGGUUCGUUUGACGAGAUUAUGUCGCCGGCCAACAUAUUAGAUUUUUCACAGGUGCUCAAUUUUUUGCAAUCGAGUCUGGUAUCUUGCUGUCUUAAAUUAUAUAUAAAGGUAGAGUGUAUAUGAAGUGAACCUUAUAGGCAGCUCAAAAUUAAGUCACAAUUUUGAUAUACCCUAGAAAUUCCCUUUUGGGUUUGUUGGCUUAUUGAGUUGAAGAAGCUCGAUUGAUAUUGUAAACGCCAGGGCAGUUUUCGAAAAUCAACUGUUCUGGUGUUAUUUGACUUUGUUUGCUAUGCUGGCUUCAGAGGCAAUCCUUAUUCUGUGUUAUUUUGUAUGGUAGUGUUCCCUUGAAGU
Rhododendron vialii is the source of this 1339-nucleotide messenger RNA. RefSeq names its product protein SAWADEE HOMEODOMAIN HOMOLOG 1-like. Gene Ontology annotation, molecular function: chromatin binding. The coding region runs from base 208 to 924 and encodes 238 amino acids. The record is from RefSeq and is a predicted model, not a curated record. NCBI's taxonomy places the organism in Eukaryota, Viridiplantae, Streptophyta, Magnoliopsida, Ericales, Ericaceae. The transcript has 8 exons.